AUGCCCAAACUUCUUACGCGACCAGGGAGCCAUCCGCUACGCUCACUAUCGCGCACAGCGCAGUCGCACUGGAAGUUGAUCUUGGCUAUCGCUUCUUUGUUGCUCGUCGAAGCAUACGUCCACGUACACAAAUACGAUGUCCCCCGCCCCUCGCCGCCCCUCGAUGCGCCCUUCUACACAGGAUGUCAGGACCCCGUCCUAAACACGACUGCGCGCGAAUCCGCCGUGUUCAUGAUGCUCGCGCGCAACUCGGAAGUCAAGGGUGCAGUUUCAAGCGUGCGAAGCGUGCAGGAACAGUUCAACGACAACUUUGGUUAUCCCUGGGUUUUCCUAAACGAUGAGGAAUGGACCGAGGACUUCAAGCGGAAAGUGGGCAAGGCAGUAGGGGAAGGCGCAGACGUCAAGUUCGAAGUCAUACCCAAGGAGAUGUGGGGGUAUCCCGAAUGGAUCGACCAAGAUCGUGCGAAGAAGAGCAUGCAACAUAUGAAGAACCGGGGCAUACAAUACGGAGGACUAGAGAGCUACCACCACAUGUGCCGCUUUCAAUCUGGCUUCUUCUACGACCACCCCGCCCUCCUCCCCUACAAAUACUACUGGCGCGUCGAACCCAGCAUCUCCUUCACCUGCGCCAUAACCUACGACCCCUUUGUCGAAAUGGCCCGCCACAAGAAACGCUACGGCUACACAACCGCCCUCUGGGAGCGCGGCCAAACCGUCCCCUCGCUCUUCCGCAAACUCUCCCUCUUCAAGAAUGAAUACCGCAUCCCCACCUCCACGCUCUGGACUGCCAUGGUCGACGCAAGCUGGAUGCCGUGGCCCUUUCGUCGCAUGCUAGCUGCGCUGCGCAAUAGAGAUGAGCGGGGUGAUCUGUGGAAUAUGUGUCACUUUUGGUCCAACUUUGAGAUUGCGGAUAUGGAUUUCUUCCGUGGAGAUGCGUAUCGCGCCGUCUUUGACUAUCUAGACCGGGACGGCGGGUUUUACUAUGAGAGAUGGGGUGAUGCGCCUGUGCAUUCGCUGGCUGCAGCCAUGUUACUGCAGCCCCAGGAACUGCAUCAUUUUAGUGAUUGGGGAACAUGA
Molecule: messenger RNA, 1077 nt
Organism: Alternaria triticimaculans
Lineage: Eukaryota; Fungi; Ascomycota; Dothideomycetes; Pleosporales; Pleosporaceae
Exons: 3
Coding region: 1-1077 (358 amino acids)
Biological process (GO): cell wall mannoprotein biosynthetic process; protein N-linked glycosylation
Cellular component (GO): membrane; Golgi apparatus
Molecular function (GO): alpha-1,2-mannosyltransferase activity
Source: RefSeq, a predicted model, not a curated record